Messenger RNA from Emys orbicularis (European pond turtle), 3234 nucleotides. It is a transcript of the gene SEMA5A, whose product is annotated as semaphorin 5A. The transcript is spliced from 21 exons. NCBI's taxonomy places the organism in Eukaryota, Metazoa, Chordata, Testudines, Emydidae. Gene Ontology annotation, molecular function: semaphorin receptor binding; chemorepellent activity. The coding region runs from base 1 to 3234 and encodes 1077 amino acids. The record is from RefSeq and is a predicted model, not a curated record. Gene Ontology annotation, biological process: neural crest cell migration; semaphorin-plexin signaling pathway; negative regulation of axon extension involved in axon guidance.
AUGACCACCAUGAAGGGAAACGGUCUGGUUGCAUUGCUGGUUGCAGGUUUGGGAGUCAUAGGAAUCUUAGUGUCAGCAGCUACAGAAGAUUCCCAGUGCCAGCGAGCUGAGCACCCUGUUAUAAUGUAUAAAGAAAUUGCCCCCUGGUUACGUGUGUUCAGAGCAGAGAAUGCUGUGGACUUCUCACAAUUAACAUUUGACCCAGGACAAAAAGAACUUAUUGCUGGAGCAAGAAACUACCUCUUCAGGUUACAUCUUGAAGAUCUAUCUCUAAUCCAGGCAGUGGAGUGGCAGUGUGAUGAAGCUACUAAAAGAGCCUGUUACAGUAAGGGCAAAUCGAAGGAAGAAUGCCAGAACUAUAUCCGUGUGCUUCUCGUUGGCGGUGACCGGCUCUUCACCUGUGGAACCAAUGCUUUCACUCCUAUUUGCACCAAUCGGACGUUAAGCAACCUGACAGAGAUACAUGAUCAGAUCAGUGGCAUGGCUCGCUGUCCAUACAGUCCUCAACACAAUUCCACAGCUCUUCUCACUUCCAGUGGGGAGUUAUAUGCUGCUACAGCCAUGGAUUUCCCAGGAAGGGAUCCUGCCAUUUACCGCAGUCUGGGGGCUCUUCCUCCUCUCCGCACUGCACAGUACAACUCCAAGUGGCUCAAUGAGCCAAAUUUUGUGUCAUCCUAUGACAUUGGAAACUUCACCUACUUCUUCUUCCGAGAGAAUGCAGUAGAGCAUGACUGUGGAAAAACAGUCUUUUCCCGGGCUGCUCGGGUCUGUAAAAAUGAUAUUGGGGGCAGAUUUUUGCUAGAGGACACCUGGACAACCUUUAUGAAGGCUCGUCUGAACUGCUCUCGCCCUGGAGAAAUUCCAUUUUACUACAAUGAAUUACAAAGCACUUUCUUCCUGCCAGAAUUGGACUUAAUCUAUGGGAUCUUUACAACUAAUGUGAACAGCAUAGCUGCUUCAGCAGUUUGUGUUUUCAACUUGAGUGCCAUAACUCAGGCCUUCAACGGACCAUUCAAAUAUCAGGAGAACUCCCGCUCUGCCUGGUUGCCUUACCCCAAUCCCAACCCUAAUUUCCAGUGCGGUACAAUGGACCAGGGUCUGUACAUGAAUCUGACUGAGAGGAAUCUUCAGGAUGCCCAAAAAUUUAUUCUAAUGCAUGAGGUGGUUCAGCCUGUUAUUCCAAUUCCUUACUUCAUGGAGGACAACAGCCGGUUUUCCCAUGUGGCAGUGGAUGUGGUGCAGGGCAAGGACAUGCUUUUCCAUAUCAUCUAUCUGGCCACAGACUAUGGCACUAUUAAGAAAGUACUCGCUCCAAUGAAUCAGACUUCAAGCAGCUGCUUACUUGAAGAAAUUGAGCUCUUUCCACGGAGGCAGAAAGAACUUAUCAGGAGCCUGCAGAUUCUGCAUAGCCAGAGUGUUCUCUUUGUGGGGCUUCAGGAACAUGUAGUAAAGAUUCCCCUGAAGAGGUGUCUGUUUUACAAAACACACAGUGCAUGUAUUGGAUCCCAGGAUCCUUACUGUGGAUGGGACAUGGUGAUGAAGAAAUGCACAACAUUGGAAGAAAGUCUAAGCAUGAGUCAGUGGGAACAAAGCAUCACUGUGUGUCCAACCAGGAAUUUGACUGUGGACGGGAAUUUUGGAAUGUGGUCUCAAUGGAAACCCUGCACCCACACUGAUGGUACCAGUGUUGGCUCCUGCCUCUGCAGAACUCGCUUGUGUGACAGUCCAGCGCCUCAGUGUGGAGGCUGGCAGUGCGAAGGACCAAGUAUGGAGAUUGCCAACUGCUCCAGAAAUGGGGGCUGGACUCCAUGGACUUCCUGGUCACCCUGCAGUACCACCUGUGGAAUUGGUUUUCAAGUCCGCCAGCGUUCGUGCAGCAAUCCAACUCCUCGGCACGGGGGCCGUGUGUGUGUGGGACAGAACCGUGAGGAGAGAUACUGCAAUGAGCACUUGCUGUGCCCUCCACAUAUAUUUUGGACAGGCUGGGGUCCGUGGGAACGUUGCACUACCCAAUGUGGGGGUGGGAUUCAGGCUCGUCGCAGGACGUGUGAGAAUGGCCCUGACUGCCCUGGCUGUAAUGUGGAGUAUCAACCUUGUAACACCAAUCCCUGUCCAGAGCUGAAAAAGACCACCCCCUGGACUCCCUGGACUCCGGUCAAUAUCUCAGACAAUGGUGGCCACUAUGAACAACGAUUCCGAUACACUUGCAAGGCACGCUUGCCUGACCCAAAUUUGCUAGAGGUUGGAAGACAAAGGAUUGAAAUGCGUUACUGUUCCAGUGAUGGUACCAGCGGAUGCUCAACAGAUGGACUGUCAGGGGAUUUCUUGCGUUCUGGACGAUACUCCGCUCAUACAAUUAAUGGAGCCUGGUCACCAUGGACUCCAUGGUCUCAGUGCAGUCGAGACUGCAGCAGAGGUAUUCGCAACCGCAAACGUGUCUGCAACAAUCCUGAGCCCAAAUAUGGGGGUCUUCCGUGUCUGGGCCCAUCUCUGGAGUACCAGGAAUGCAACAUCUUGCCUUGUCCAGUUGAUGGAGGUUGGUCUUGUUGGUCAUCAUGGUCAAAGUGCUCAGCAACUUGUGGAGGUGGACAUUACAUGAGGACCCGCUCAUGCACAAACCCAGCCCCAGCCUAUGGAGGGGACAUCUGCCUUGGACUUCACACUGAAGAGGCACUUUGCAACACACAACCCUGUCCAGACAACUGGUCUGACUGGUCUGAGUGGUCUGAUUGUGAUUCAUCUGGAGUCCAGUUCCGCGUUCGUCAGUGUAUCAUUCUAUUUCCUGUGGGAAACCAGUGUUCUGGGAACACCACUGAGAGUCGAGCUUGUAUUUUCGAUUCUAACUUCAUACCUGAAAUAUCAGUAGCAAGAUCUAGCAGCAUAGAAGAAAAACUAUGUGGUGAGUUUAACAUGUUCCACAUGAUUGCAGUGGGCUUGAGCAGUUCUAUACUUGGCUGCCUCCUUACACUGCUUGUUUACACUUACUGCCAACGCUAUCAGCAGCAAUCCCAUGAUGCAACUGUUAUCCAUCCAGUGUCGCCAGCUCCUCUUAAUACCAGUAUCACUAACCAUAUCAACAAACUGGACAAAUAUGAUUCUGUAGAAGCCAUCAAGGCAUUUAACAAAAACAACCUGAUCUUGGAGGAGAGAAACAAAUACUUCAAUCCACAUCUUACUGCAAAGACCUAUUCUAAUGCCUAUUUUACAGAUCUCAAUAAUUAUGAUGAGUACUAA